This is a messenger RNA of Knipowitschia caucasica, 1332 nucleotides long. The record is from the annotation of a GenBank genome assembly. NCBI's taxonomy places the organism in Eukaryota, Metazoa, Chordata, Actinopteri, Gobiiformes, Gobiidae.
AUGGAAGAAUAUGACACUAUUGUGCUGGGAACUGGACCCAAGGAGUGUAUCUUGUCUGGUUUAAUGUCCCUUAAUGGAAAAAAGGUUCUCCACAUUGAUAACCACCCGUAUCAUGGAGGAGGGAGUACAUCUAUUUCACCCAUAGAGGAGCUAUACAAAAGAUUUAAAAUUCCGGGUCCAGCGAAAACCAUGUGUCGUGGAAAAGAGUGGAAUGUGGAUCUCAUUCCUAAAUUCUUGUUGGCAGGAGAGGAGCUGGUGAAAAUAUUGGUCUACACUGAUGUUACACGUUAUCUCGACUUUAAAGUGGUCGAAGGCAGUUAUGUUUACAAAAGUGGAAAACUGUACAAAGUUCCAGCUACUGACGAAGACGCUCAAGUUUCAGAUCUUAUGGGCAUGUUUGAUAAAAGACGGUUCAGGAAGCUGCUUCUUUUUGCCCUGAACUUUGAUGUUAAAAACCCGAGGACAUACCAGGAUGUAGACCCAAGCAAGACCACAUCCCGAGACCUCUUUUCCCGCUUUGACCUGGGGCUCGAUGUGAUGGAGUUCACAGGACAUGCUAUCGCCUUACGCAACAACACCAGCUACUUGGACGAGCCGUGUAGAGAGACCAUCCGGAUGAUCAGACUUUACUGUCAGUCCCAGUCCCGGCACAGCGGCAGUCCGUAUCUCUAUCCCCUGUACGGCCUGGGAGAAAUAGCACAGGGCUUUGCAAGGUUGAAUGCAGAGUAUGGAGGGACGCUCCUGUUGAACCGACCGGUUGAUGAGAUUGUGAUGGAGAACGGUAAAGUGAAAGGAGUAAAGUCAGAGGGAAAGCUGUUCUACUGUAAGCAGCUGGUUUGUGACCCAAGCUACGUUCCCAGUCGAGUGAGAAAAGUGGGCCGUGUGAUCAGAGUCAUCUGUUUACUAAACCACCCCAUCAAACACACCCACGAGGCCAGCUCCUGCCAGAUCAUUAUCCCACAGACACAACUCGACCGCAAAUCAGACAUUUUCAUAUCUGUGGUAUCCUACACUCACAACGUGGCCUCAGCUGGAAUGUACAUUGCCACAAUAAGCACAAAUGUGGAGACAAAUAAUCCAGAGAAAGAGGUGCAACCUGGAAUAGAACUUUUGGAACCUAUUGAGCAAAAGUUUAUUUCAAUCAGUAAUCUACUUGUUCCCAAUGAAGAUGGAAGAAGAAGUCAGAUAUUUGUGUCUCGUUCUUAUGAUUCCACAAACCACUUUGAGGGCGAGUGCCAGGACAUCAAGGACAUGUACCACAGAAUCACCGGCUCAGAGUUCAGCUUCGGAGCCUCCAGCAGACACGCUUCUCACAACUCUGACGAAGACUGA